Panthera uncia (snow leopard) is the source of this 4840-nucleotide messenger RNA. RefSeq names its product leukocyte immunoglobulin-like receptor subfamily A member 6. Gene Ontology annotation, biological process: cytokine-mediated signaling pathway. Gene Ontology annotation, molecular function: inhibitory MHC class I receptor activity. Lineage: Eukaryota; Metazoa; Chordata; Mammalia; Carnivora; Felidae. The record is from RefSeq and is a predicted model, not a curated record.
CCAGGAAGACAACAGUUUAUGGAUCAGGUGAGGCCUCGGAUGUGGUCAAAAUAUCUGCAAAGCCUGCUGCCUUCUCCAGCCUCAGCCCUGGGGAAAUGACAGCCAGGCUGUUCCCCUUCCUGCCUGGCUGCUGAUGUGACAACCCCAUGACCAGGCAGACCAGCCUCCGAGUGGCCACACCCUGCUCUGUCUGUCCUCCAAGCACCAAGGUCCCUCCAUCUGCACCAGGGACAGAGGCAGGAGACACCAUGACCCCCACCCUCAUGACCCUGCUUCUCCUCGGGCUGAGUGUGGGACCCAGGACCCGAGCUCAGGCAGGGACCCUCCCCAAACCCUCCCUCUGGGCUGAGCCAGGCUCUGUGGUCCCUUGGGGUAGCGCUGUGACCAUCUGGUGUCAGGGAAUCCUGGAGGCCCACGAGUUCCAUCUGGAUAAAGACGGACACUCAAUGCCCUGGGACAGACAGAGGCCACUGGAGCCUGGGAACAAAGCCAAGUUCUCCAUCACAUACGUGAGAGAGCAGUAUGCAGGCCGAUAUCACUGUUCCUAUCAAAGCUCCACUGGCUCCUCAGAGGGCAGUGACCCCCUGGAGCUGGUGGUGACAGGUUUCCAUGCCGAACCCACUCUCUCAGCCCUGCCCAACCCCAUGGUGACUUCAGGAGGGAAGGUGACCCUCCAGUGCACCUCAUGGAUGGAAUUCCAUAGGUUCGUCCUGAUGAAGGAAGGAGAACCCAGGCCCGUCUGGACCCUGGACUCCCAGCAACCCACCAGUGGACAGUUCCAGGCCCUGUUUCCUGUGGGCCCUGUGACCCCCAGGCUCAGGUGGACCUUCAGAUGCUAUGGCUAUUUCAGCAACACCCCCCACAUGUGGUCACUCUCCAGUGACCCCCUGGAGCUCCUGGUCUCGGGUGUGUCCAGGAAGCCCUCCCUCCUGACCCAGCAGAGCCCUUUCUUGACCCCUGGACAGAGGCUGACCCUCCAGUGUCGCUCUGACGUCGGCUAUGACAGAUUCGCUCUGUACAAGGAGGCGGCACAUGACCUUCCCCAGCACCUUAGUCUGCAGCCCCAGGCUGGGCUCUCGGGGGCCGACUUCCCCCUGGGCCCAGUGAGCAGCUCCCACGGGGGUCGGUACACAUGCUAUGGUGGACACAACCUCUCCUCCGAGUGGUCGGCCCCCAGUGACCCCCUGGACAUCCUGGUCACAGGGCAGCUCUCCUACACACCCUCCCUCUCAGUGCAGCCAGGACCCACGGUGGCCUCAGGAGAGAAUGUGACCCUGCUGUGUCAGUCCUGGAGCUCUGUGAACACUUUCUUUCUGUCCAAGGAGGGGGCAGCCGACCCUCCCCUGCGUCUUAGAUCAAAGUACCGAGCUGGACAUUACCAGGCCAAAUUCUCCAUGAGUCCUGUGACCUCAGCCCAGGGGGGGACCUACAGGUGCUACGGCUCAUAUAGCAACUUCCCCUACCUGUUGUCACACCCCAGUGACGCCCUGGAGCUCCUGGUCUCAGGAUCCUCUGGAGAGCCUGGCCCCCCAGCCACAGAUCCCAGCUCAACAGCUGGUCCCAACCGGUACCUGUACGUCCUCAUCGGGGCCGCGGGGGCCUUCGUCCUGCUGCUCUGCCUCCUCGUCGUCCUCCUCGUCCGUCGCCAGCGUCAGGGCAAAGGCAGGAAGCCGGGGGCCGCAGACCCAGAGCCCCAGGACAGAGGCCUGCAGGACAGCUCCGGGCCAGCUGCCGCCACCCAGGAGGAGACCCUCUCAGAUGCCGCCGUGCAAGACGCACAGCCCGAGGAGGGGGUGGAGCUGGACCAGCGGCAGGACGCGGAGGAUGGAGACCCCCAAGGAACGACGUAUGCCCAGGUGAGCCACUCAAGAUCAAGACUCAGUCGGGGACCGGCCACUUCUCCUUCCCCCCUGUGGGGGGGAUUGCCGGACACAGAAGACAAACAAGCAGAGGAAGACAGGCAGAUGGACAGUCAGGUGGGUCCUCUCUUCUCCAGGCUCCCAGGCUCCCCCCACGCUAACCACACACCUCCCCUCUCCCUCCGCCCACUGCAGGCUGCCGCAUCUGACGCCCCCCCAGAUGUGACCUACGCCCAGCUGAACCGCUUGACGCUCAGACGGGAGACGAGUGCACCCCAUUCCUCCCAAGCCGGGGAGCCUCCAGCAGAGCCCAGCGUGUAUGCUGCUCUGGCCAUCCGCUAGCCCAGGAAGGACCCACACCCCACACUCCAGGGAGGGGACCGCGGGGACCCCAGGAGGCGCGGGAGCUGCCCACAGAGGCCGCCUAAUGGCCCCAGCCAGCCUGGACUCCUAACAUAGACCAGUAAGAACUCCUGGGACCCUCUGGGAGUGACCGGAUUCUGCCAUCAAAGAUAGCUAGAGCCCCUACAUUUUGGAAAUAAAGCAACAGACUUCUCGAUAAUCCGUGAGUGAAAUGAGAAACCCAAAAUGGAAAUGGGAGAAUGCUUACGCUGAAUGAUAAUGCAAAUGUUACACAUCAGACCUAUGGCGCAGGAAAAUUAACAACCAGGAACGAAUAUAUUAGAAAAGAAAAAGCCUAAAAUUAACAACUCAGGCAACAAGAGAUGUUGGCGAGGAUGCGGAGAAAGAGGAUCUCUUUGGCGCUGCUGGUGGGAAUGCAAACUGGUGCAGCCCCUCUGGAAAACAGUAUGGAGGUUCCUUAAAAAACUAAAAAUAGAACUAACCUACGACCCAGCAAUUGUACUAGUUAGGUAUUUAGCCAAGGGACAGAGGUAUGCUGUUUCAAAGGGACACAUGCACCCCAAUGUUUACAGCAGCACUAUCAACAAUAGCCAAAGUAUGUAAAGAGCCCAAACGUCCAUUGGUAGAUGAAUGGAUAAAGAAGAUGUGGGGUGUGUGUUUGUGUGUGUGUGUAUAUAUAUAUGUGUGUGUGUGUGUGUGUAUAUAUAUAUAUGUAUAUGUAUAUAUAUAUAUAUAUAUAUAUAUAUAUAUAUAUAUAUAUAUAAUGGAGUAUUACUGGGAAAUCAAAAAGAAUGAAAUCUUGCCAUUUGCAACUAUGUGGAUGGAACUGGAGGGUAUUAUGCUAAGCGACCUAAGUCAGUCAGAAAGACAAAUAUAUUAUUUCACUCAUGUGGAAUUUUAAGAUACAAAACAGAUGAACAUAAAGGAAGGGAAGCAAAAAUAAUAAUAAUAAACAGGGAGGGAGACAAACCAUAAGAGACUCUUAAAUACAGGGAACAAACUGAGGGUUGCUGGAGGGGAGGAGGUGGGGGGCUAAAUGGGCAAGGGACAUUAAGGAGGACACUUGUUGUGAUGAGCACUGGGUGUUAUAUGUAAGUGAUGAAUCACUAAAUUCUAUUCCUGAAAUCAUUUUUACACUAUAUGUUAACUAACUUGGAUGUAAUUUUUAAAAAAGAAGAAGAAAGGAAAAGAAAAAAGCCUAAAAAGUCAAUGAUCCAAGUUAUCAUACCAAGAAUUUAGAGGAGGAAAGAAGCAAAUUAUUCCAAAUGAAGGUAGAAGGAAGGAAAUUAUAGUGAUAAUAGUAGCUACUAAUGAGGACGAACAAAAAAUAAAGAAGAAUCAAUAAAGCCCAAAAUGUUCAUUUUUUAAAACAUUAAUCACAUUUAUAAAUCCUAGUCAAAAUGGCCAAGAGUGGGGGGCACCCAUUAUCAUUUUCAGGAGGGCAUCACAUCCUACAGACUUUAAAUCAAUAAUAGAACAUGAUGAUCGAUUGUAUGCCAACAUAUUAGAAAAUGUAGAUGAAAUGAACACAAUCCCCAAAAAUACAAGUUUCCAAAAUGAUGAAGGAUAAGUAGAAAAUAUGUAUCACCUUAUGUAUACAUUAAAUGCAUUGACUCUGUGAUCAAAAAUCACCCCCCAACUGAAGUGUGAGGAAACUGACAGAAAUGGAGAGCAGAAUGGUGGCUGUCAGGUCUGGGGGUGCAGAAAUGGUGAAGUGUUGGUCAAGAUUAUAGGUAUAAGAUUAAAAGAUAUAUAGUUAGUUCUAAGAUUAUACAUUCUGGGGAUCUAAUGUACAGCAUGGUGGCCAUAGCUAUACUGUAUCAUCUUGAAUGUGGCAAAGAGAGUAGAUCUAAGAUGGUCUCAUCAUAUAAAAAAGGCAGCUAUGUUAUGGGAUGGAAAUGUUAGCUAAUCCCAUAGUGAUAAUCAUCUUGUAAUAUAUACAUGUGUCUGUUGAGGAGGCUUCAUUGGCAAUUUCCUCCAAACACUUACAAAACACACACACACACCAGAAUUACACAAGCCUUUCUUGAGAAUAAUAAUAAAAAAAGGAAGUAAUAUUUUAUCAGGCUAGGAAAAUAUUGACACCAAAGCCUGGAAAGGAAUUUAUAGAAUGGGAAAGGCACGGAACAAUGUCUCACAUAAACUUAGAUGUAAAUCUCUAAACAAAACAUUCACAAAUAAGAUUCAGCAGUAUAUAAAAAGGACAAUACAUCAUGACCAUACUGGAUUUUGCAGGGGAGAGGAAGAACAGAGUAGCUUAAAGUAUUAAAAAUCAAUCAAUAUAAUCCAAUACAUUAACAGAAUAAGUUAAAAAAAAUGACCAUCUCACAAACUAGUGGUUGCCAGAGGGGAAGAGGGUGGGGAUGGGUGAAGCAAAUGAAAGAGCUUAAAAGGCAUAAACUUCGAGCUAUAAAAUAAAUGAGCCACAGGGAUGAAAAAUACAGCAUAGGGAAUAUAGUCAAUAAUAUUGUAAUAAUUUUGUUCUGACACUAAAUAACUACACUUCACAUAGUGAGCAUUUCAUAAUGCAUGUAAUUGUUGAAUCACUAUACUGUUCACCUGAAACUAAUAUGUCAACUGUACUUUAGUUAAAAAUUAAAAAAAUGAAGAAAUCUCAA